Nilaparvata lugens (brown planthopper) is the source of this 1528-nucleotide messenger RNA. RefSeq names its product JNK1/MAPK8-associated membrane protein. Bases 239 to 1165 code for a protein of 308 amino acids. The transcript is spliced from 6 exons. Gene Ontology annotation, biological process: response to unfolded protein. The record is from RefSeq and is a predicted model, not a curated record. Gene Ontology annotation, molecular function: ubiquitin protein ligase binding. NCBI's taxonomy places the organism in Eukaryota, Metazoa, Arthropoda, Insecta, Hemiptera, Delphacidae. Gene Ontology annotation, cellular component: membrane.
UUUUGUCAUUCAUCGUCUGCUUAUCGUCAGAGAAAACAACGUUAACCUAAAAAAAUCUGAAUUCCGAUAAUUAAUUUAAAGUAAAAUAUUGCUAGUAAUUUAUCAUAAAAUCGCACGUCUAAAGCAUUAAAACUAUGUUAUGUUCUUGUAAACAAAUAAAACAUUUGUUCAAAUGUUUGCUGAAUUGAUAAUAUUUAUUUAAACGUACGGGUAUACCUAACCGAACUGUCAACAAGUGAUGGAAAAAAUACGAGAAGUAGCGAGGUGUCCUGGACUGUAUUGUGGCCGCCAGCUGCUGGAGAAUGGCAGCUGGAGUGAGUGUGGUGCCUGCCCUCGUGGCUUCAAGGUCAACGAAACGUCGAUGUGUACACCCUGCACCGAUCAGCCCGACUUCUACGAUUGUUUGUACCUUGGAUUUAUGGUGCUUGUGCCCCUCAUGUUCCACAUAUUCUGCAUUGAUAACAUAUCGUCGGUCAGAACAAGCUACAGCAGUUCGACCGGAAUUUUGGUACUGCACUUGUCAGCGUUUUUAGAGGUGGGCUUAGCAGCUGUACUCACUCUGUACUUUUCCGACCCAAUUGGAACGUUCGAGGUGCGAUCUUGCCGAGUCAGAAUGCUCUCCGAUUGGUACACUCUACUCCAUAACCCCAAUCCGAACUUCCAAGAAACUAUUCACUGCACUCAGGAGGCCGUCUAUCCGUUGUACACUAUGGUUCUAAUUUUCUACGCGUUCAGCGUGUGCAUAAUGAUGCUGAUCAGGCCUUGGCUGGCCAAAUACUUUGUGCCGAAGGGUGGCAAGGUGACCAUCUAUGCGGCACUCUACCUCUAUCCAAUAUUGGCGGUGCUGCACUCUGUGUUCGGAGGACUCAUUUAUUACUCAUUCCCGUACAUCAUUAUAAUAUUGUCGGUGGUAUCAUCUGCGGGUCAUUUUGCUGUGGAACUCGAUCAGACGGUGCGAAACCUGCUCCUGAGCGCAAUUCGCGACUUGCGCAGUGCAGUGGUGGUGAUCGGUCACUGGGCACUGCACGCGUACGGCAUAGUGGCCCUCACCGAACUGAAGGACCCCGUCUUCCACCUGAUGCUGAUGGGCCUGGUGCCGUUGCCCGCCUUCUUCUACGUGAUGACCGCCCGCUUCACCGACCCCCACAAGGUGCACACCGAUUGAUGCCGUCGCCGCGGCCGUUGCUUCAUCACCACGCAAUAGCCGAGGUAUGCACUUUAUAGCCGAGAUGGUUUACGGUCUAUGCAUACGCCUUGUCGUCCCAUCUCCCAAUAUUGAAUCUACGCUACGCUGGUGUGAAAGACAUUUAGUCGCGAGGAUAUCUUGUUAUGCAUCUAUACAUAAAUUGGCGGAGCUUUGGACAUAUUCAUCGGAAAGAAUAUUCAAAAUAUCCUUCCCAGUUUUGAGUGUGGUGAGAGUGUGAGAACGGAACAGUUUGAAAGUCUACCAGCGUUACUUAACAUGUAAACAACCAGCUAUUUUGAGAUUGUGAAUACCUGAGGUAUUCAGGCCUGAGGAGAAAGGGAA